GGGACAUGAAGAUCAUACUUCUGCUACUUUGGCUUGGGGUGCUUCUGUCCUUUUGUGGACGCACUGAGGCUAAGCAGCCCCAAUACCAUAGUCCCCCAGAAGUGGUGAUUCCUUUGAAGAUACCUGGCAAUAGCAGGGGCAUGAAGCCUGCAGGCUGGCUCUCUUACAGCUUGCAUUUUGGGGGCAAGAGACACAUUGUCCACAUUAAGGUCAAGAAGUAUUUGUUGUCCAGACAUCUCCCAGUGUUCACCUACACAGACCAAGGUGCUCUUCUGGAGGACCAACCCUUUGUUCAGAAUGACUGUUACUAUCAUGGUUAUGUGGAGGGGGACCCAGAAUCCCUGGUUGCCCUUAGUUCCUGUUUGGGUGGUUUUCGAGGAUUGUUACAGAUAAAUGACAUUGCUUAUGAAAUUAAGCCCAUGAUGUUUUCUACUAAAUUUGAACAUCUGGUAUAUAAAAUGGAGAGUGAAGAGACCCAAUUUCCAGAAAUGAACUCUGACUUUGUGCAAGAGGACACUUUACUCCAACUGGAAUCUCAAGAGAUUAAUAACUUCACUCAGAAGCAAAGUAAUUCUCGGGGCUGGUGGCGCCAUACGAUUCUUGUUGAACUAGCAGUGGUGGUGGACCAUACUCUCUAUCUUCGUAUACACAAGAAUAUUUCAAAGUUUACUGAAGAUCUAUUUGCUAUGGUAAAUAUAGCGGAUUCCAUUUAUGAGGUAUUAGGUGUUAAAUUGUUAUUAUUUGGUAUGGAGUUCUGGACUACAAAAAACUACUUUGAAGUUGGUGAUAUAAGGAGAUCUCUGAAAGCUUUUUGUAUUUGGAAAAAUGAUAACCUUACUCCCCGCCUGCCACAUGAUACUGCACAUCUUUUUAUGAGUAAACCAUUACGAGGAAUGAGUGGUUUAGGUUAUGUUCCAGGAAUGUGUCAACCACUCCUUAGUUGUGCAGUUCUUACUACUCUAAACAGAAGCAUCGCCAUCGUUGGAAUUGCAAUGGCUCAUCAUAUUGGCCAUAAUUUGGGUAUGUUUCAUGAUGGUGCUUAUUGUUCAUGUGGACAAGUUAGAUGUAUAAUGCAUACUUCAAACCCACCAAUAACUGCAUUUAGCAAUUGUAGUCUUUCUUUUUUUUGGUCCUACACUAUACACCAAGCUAAAUGUGUACUCUAUGAGAUAUACACAAAGGAUAUAUUUUCAAAGAAGCGCUGUGGGGAUGGUAUUGUUGAAGACGAAGAGGAGUGUGACUGUGGACCUUUACAGAGUUGUGCGAAAGAUGCCUGUUGUCUGACAAACUGCACUAUGAGUUAUGGGUCUACUUGUGCUUCUGGACUUUGUUGCAAAGACUGCCAGUUAUUACCAUCUGGAGAAACAUGUCGAAAACAGGCCAAUGAAUGUGAUCUUCCAGAGUGGUGCGAUGGAUCAUCCCCCUUAUGCCCAGAUGAUGUAUACGUGGAGAAUGGAAUUCCCUGUAAUGAAAGUGCCUAUUGCUAUGAAAAGAGAUGUAAUGACCGCAAUGAUCUGUGUAAACAGAUUUUUGGCGAAGAGGCAAAGAGUGCAAGUCAUAAUUGCUACAAAAAUAUAAAUACUCUUGGUGACCGUUUUGGUAACUGUGGCACCAACCUGUCUUCUUAUCUAAAAUGUAAUAUCUCAGACAUCCUGUGUGGGAGAAUUCAGUGUACGGAUGUGAAAGAAAUUCCCAUUUUGAGAGAACACUCUACUGUGCAUCAGUCUCACUUCAAUGACGUCACCUGCUGGACUGUCGACCACCACUUUGGGAUGCCCAAACCUGAUAUUGGCGAAGUGAAAGAUGGCACAGAGUGUGGCCCAGAACGUAUCUGCAUUCACAAGAAGUGUGUCCAUAUAUCUCGCUUGGAUAGUGAUUGUUCCCCUAAGUUCUGUAACAUGAGGGGUAUUUGCAACAAUAAACAUCACUGCCAUUGCAACUAUAAUUGGGACCCACCCAACUGCCUAAUAAGGGGCAAUGGAGGUAGUGUUGAUAGUGGCCCACCCCCUAAGAGACCAAGGCUAAAGAAGAGUUACCUGUUAAUGUUCUCACUUUUUUGGUUGCUUCUCUUGUUAUGUUGUCUUCUUUGCCUUUGUCUGAGGAGAAAAAAGAAAGAGGAAAAAGUUCCGACUCAACCUGCUGAACAAGUGCAAAAGGUUCCGACUCUACCUGCAAAACCACCACCAAAGGCUCCCACACAGCCAGCAGAGCCACCGCCAAAGGGUCCAAAGUCUCCCAGUCAGACUGCAAAACCACCGCCAAAGGUCCCAAAGUCUCCGAGUCAGACCGCAAAGGCACCGCAGAAGACUCCCAGUCAGACCACAGAGGCACCGCAGAAGACUCCCAGUCAGACCACAAAGGCACCGCAGAAGACUCCCAGUCAGACCACAAAGGCACCGCAGAAGACUCCCAGUCAGACCGCAAAGCCACAGCAAAAUGUCCGGAGCCAAUCCAGCAUAUCCGUUCGCCAGAGUCAAAGUGGGAAACAAAGGUCAUCGAGCGUAAAAAGUGUACCCAAAUAA
Molecule: messenger RNA, 2522 nt
Organism: Ailuropoda melanoleuca (giant panda)
Lineage: Eukaryota; Metazoa; Chordata; Mammalia; Carnivora; Ursidae
Gene: ADAM29
Product: ADAM metallopeptidase domain 29
Exons: 1
Coding region: 6-2522 (838 amino acids)
Biological process (GO): male gonad development; proteolysis
Cellular component (GO): external side of plasma membrane; sperm head plasma membrane; plasma membrane
Molecular function (GO): metalloendopeptidase activity
Source: RefSeq, a predicted model, not a curated record